Pediculus humanus corporis (human body louse) is the source of this 942-nucleotide messenger RNA. RefSeq lists its product as uncharacterized. Lineage: Eukaryota; Metazoa; Arthropoda; Insecta; Psocodea; Pediculidae. The record is from RefSeq and is a predicted model, not a curated record. Bases 1 to 942 code for a protein of 313 amino acids. The transcript is spliced from 5 exons.
AUGGUUUUUGCGCCUCCGGAAAAUGAAUUGCAAAAAGGAGGAACCGGGGAAAGAGUCAUGUCUGAGCAUCAAUUACGAGUUCAAAGAUCCCUACAGAAAUUGAAUAUUCCAGAUUGGUACAAAUCCUCGGCGGUAUCACAAACUCCACAAGGUUUUCUCCUGAAAAGAAAUUCGGAUUCUAAAAAGGAAAAUCAAAGAUGGCCGGGUUUAGGAUCGAAAACGACUUCUCUAUCAAGUUUGGGAUCCGCACAGCAAACGGCAAUCAAAAGUCCCACGAGUCACGUCAUGAGUCCAAGCCCUACCCCGCAUUUGUUUACAAGAUGGAGUACGAGUAGAUUAAGCAGCGGUUUAAAUUCAUCAUCUACGUCACCCUCGGGAUCUCUGAGGUCAUCGUUUAAUUACAGGCAACCUUAUUUGGGAUGGAGAUCGCAAGAAAGGCUUACGAGGCCGAGAACACCGGCAGAAAGGUUGGCCGCGGGUCUUUUACCACUACAAAAACAACAACACGCAUCAUCAACAAACAGUCAGUCGUCGAUAAACCUUAAUUUGUCAGAAGUUCGGACGUCAAUUAAAGAGGUGACAUCCGCCAUCGUUCACUAUGUUUCCGGGGUGCAGGAAAACGGGUCGAAAGAAGGAUUGAGGUCGUCGUACCAAUCGGGAACUUCUCCUCCCGAUUCGAGUCCCAGAAGGCAAUCGUCUCCGAGAGGUUCGAGCGGGAAACUUUGCUGGGUCGAAAGCUCUUUCGUGGGUUCGAAACCGUUGGAUCAACCGGAAACUCCGCUCAGUCUCACCGAGACGUCUUCCAUAAAACCGGGAACGAGAGCCGGAAACGAUUUGUAUUUGGAUUUAACGCCGCACAAAUCGACGACGGAAUCAAAUCCGACGACGUGUUUGAAUUCUCAUCGAAUGAACGAUGUUAUGUACAUGUUCAGUUUUUUUUAA